UCAGACACACCCAUUUCAAUGACGAAGCUGCCAGUUCCUGCUGGAACUUCGGCUCAGUUGCUCGUUUGGAUCUUGAAAUGCAGCAUGAUAAGAGCGUUGCUACGCUCAUUAAACAGCAGCUUUCGGGAGACCAUGGCUUGAACAUUCCGCUUAAACAUGUCUGAGAAAGUGAGCACUUGCCCUUUGUGCUGCAUUGCUUGCUGAGUUAAUCCACAAGGAGCAGUCAGUCCCAUGAGGGUUCUUAAUGCAAGCCGAUGGUUUAGUUUACAGUACAUCUCCAUUUCCAGAAUGUCGCAACCGGCAAUGCAGCCAAGUGAGUGCCUGCCUCCACUUAAUGAAGAGGAAGUUUUCAUGAUUCAAUACUUGCUUUUUAGCGCGUUGUCCUUUUCGCGGUAAACAGUUUAUGAUAAACGUUAUUUGCUUGAAGAAUCAACAUUCAAGUCGAUUCAAAUUGCUAUUUUGGAACAAUUUAUCCUUUCUGAUUUGCCUCGAGUGUUGUGUGCACUGCUGCUAAUGUCAGAUUAAUAUUCCGAACAGCUCUGUUGGAUAUAUUUGAAAUGAGCUUGCAAGCUAAUAACUGCAAUGGAAUGGAUGAUUCUUUGCCCGAUACAGUAAAUAGCGCAUAUCAGCCUAAUCUGAUCAAUGACACGAAUGACAACAAACAUUCCUGUGCACGAACAUCUCGUAAAACAGUCCAUGUGGCAACCCAAUUGACUAUUGAAAAGUGUAUGAUCCCAGAUAAGCUAAUGUUUGCACGCAGUAGUAGUAGUAGUAGUAAUAAUAAUAAUGCCAUGGCAAUCUUAUCUGACCAAGAAUUGUGCGGAAUCCCAGAUAUAGCCGGACCUGAAUUAGAAGUGGCUGAUGAGCAUCUCUGUGAUGAAGUUACUAAUUCUCAAACUAGCUCUUCAGAUAAGUACAUGACUGCAAAUCUGAGUUGCAACUCCGAGAGUUCUGCUACAAUAACAGAUCCUGGCUGGUGUGGCCAAACACGUAAAUUAUCUAACUCCCUCAAAAGUAAGAUGCCGUGCAUUGAGCCCCUUGGUGCCAGCCAUGCCACAGAUUUUGUACACAAGUUAAACUCUAACGUUUCAAAUGAAGAGUAUCUUCAGAAGACGGUGCAUCACGUUUCGGGUAACAGCUUGAACUUCGAUAAAAUUCGCAAUACCAAUAAUUCAAGCAUAGGAAUUAAAACACGUAUAGAAAGUUUAGAAUAUCUAAUAUUGCCUUGUGAAGCACAGUUGGAAAUGAAAGGUGGUUGUCUUGGCAGCACAGAAUUUGAAUCUACUGUGUCUGUCCCUGAAUUGUCAGUAUUUUCCAAUAGUUCGUAUGAACCAAUUGUCGUGUCAGAUCAGUCACUGGAUGUUUUUGAGUCUGUGGGUGACUGUGAGCUGACAGAUGACCUGCUGACUACAUAUCAACUGCCAAUGGAAGUUGUCUUUGAUUCCAAGGACCCUCUUGAAGGGCUAUCAAAUCAGCAGCCAGUCGUCGAUGAAAAGGCGCAAGUACUUUGUCAAGCAGAAUUGGGUCAGAGAGCUAGAUUCUCUAGCGGCCCCUCCCAAAAUCCUAAUUGGAACGAUAGGGAGAACACUGAUCGUGAGAAAUUCCGUUCCACUGAUGACCUCUGUGUGAAAUAUCAACCAAAGGAAAUGGUACAUGAACAGUUAGUAGCUACAAAUGAACAAACCACCAAAGUUGACAGUAAGAAACCUAUGCAAAGGAAUGAAGCUUGCAGAAAGCCAGCCAACUGGGCAAUGGAUGCCACUUUUAUGGUGUUGCAGGAAGCAAAUAAUUCAAAUUCCGCAUCUGAAAGCACCAAUUGGAAUGGUGAUGCAGAGGAACCUGUACCUCAAGCAAGGGAAAAUAAUGAGGAAACAUUUCUAAUUUCUAAUUCAAUAAUUCAUGAAGAUGGAAAUACUUACUCUCAAACAUCAACCCCAUUGCCAAAGUCCACAGGAAUGACAUUCUUCAGCCCUCCCUAUAUGAAUCCAACUGGCAGAAUGGAUGGGAACUGCACCACACCUGUAGAAGAGCCUCCCAUUAACAUGCAGCUCCAUACACCCAGAGACCCAGUACAGAGGCAACGUUACAAGGUAAAACAUAAUGCAACUAUGAAAGCAAAAUUGGAGAUAAAAUGUUACCCCAAGCCUAACUUUAACAAUGUCAAACCUAAAGUUGUAUCCAGAGUUCAGACAAAUUUGUCACCAAAAAAUGUCUCCCCUUCAUCUGAAGGUUCAUCAAAAAAUGUUCCAAGGUCCGUCGGUUCCAUUCCAUCACCACGGUCUCCAUGUUCCCUCUCUUUUCCAAAAGCCUUAACUAAGGAUCAGCUUUCCAAAUCUGCACUAAAAACAAAGUCGGCAGUCUUGAAAUUGCAGAAUGUUGUGUAUAAGAAAAUGAUCCCUACAAACAUGCAGCGCAUUUCGAUUGCAGAGAAGAUCUCAAAGUCCAAUUGUAAGAAUGCUCUAGCCUCAACAUCUUCAAAACCAGCUUUAAUUGAUGGACCCUCAAGUCAAGUACACAACUCAUCGCAGUACUCUGCAAGCACAAUUCAACUUAAUAAAACUUUUCAUUGUAAUGGAAGUGAGAGAACAAAUAUUUCAAAGCAACGUGUUCCUGUUAUUGAAAAACCAAGAGCCAGAUGUUCGAGUCUGGCAAGUGAUCACCAAGUUGAUUUAAAUGUUCCAGCUUCUGUGCCGAAAGUGGAGAAGGCUUGCAGCACAGAAGAAGUUAUUUUACCUAUAUCAGCACCCAGUGAUCAAGGUGGACGGAAACCAUCUCUCAGCAAUAAGAGGAGCCUACCUAUGCCGUCUCAGUCUGCAAAAUUAAGAGUGCCAUCUUCUGAGUCCAAAUUGCCUCUGGGAAGUAUGAAGAACCACAACCACUUGGGUGGAGUGCAGUGUCCAACAAAUAAGCAGCUGAUGCAAUCUGAUGAACACAAGGUUGCUUCAAAUAACACAAAACCAAGGCUUGGAUCAAUUAAAGCCACCCCAAACUUGGGCGGUAAAACAGUGAAAGGCAACUUCAACUCUAAGCUGCCCGUUCCAACUUCUGGGUUAAAACGAGUCAACAGCCUGUCAUCAAACAGCAGUGGUGUGUCAGUUCACAGUGUUCGGAGCACUUACAGUAGUAAAGCUACAGUUGCUUCAGUUCAUCGCGGAGAUGGUUCAAGGGAACGCAUACGCUCUGCAUGUGCCAAUCAUAUUCAAAAACAGUCUUUUUCGGUGAUACGGUCUGCAUCCGUUAAGUCCCCAUGCAAAGGACCAUGGAGAAACGGGAACACUCCAAGCCAGGUUCUUUCAGGAUCUGUUCCAAGGUCUGCAAGACAGUUGACGACUUCAAGCAAGCUAAAAGCUGACAAAACUUGGGUGAAGUCCAACUCCGCACAGAAAGCAGGCUCCCAAACUAACCUGUCAACACACCCUUUGGAUUUGCGCACAGUUGAGAAGAGACCCCCUGGGCUACUUCACUACAAAGCUACAUGUGAAAAGCAGGUUGCAUCAAUUGCAAGGCUGAAAGAACGAUUAAAAACAAGUAACCAAAGAUGCGAAGCUAUUGCAACAGUGGUUCAAUAUCUUCAAGGCCAGAAGGAGGAAGUGGACAAACAACGCAAGGGGUUGUCUCAGGAGUUGCUCGCUUUGCAUUCUGAACUUGAGACGAGGAAUUUGACGUAUACCCAGUUAGAGAAGGAUCAGGAAGAACUUCAAAAAAAAUAUGAAGGAGUCCUUCAAAAGCUGUCUGAAGAACAUCGGAAUGAGCUUAAAGAUUUGGAACAGAGACUGGAACAGCUUUUCAAUGCAGAGAAGGAGCAUUUGGAGCAAAACUUCAAACACGAUGUGGAAACUCUGCAAACACACCUGCAAAAGGAGGUUGAAAGCUUAUCUUCUGAGCAUGAAGCCCAUGAAGUAGAACUUGUUGCAACCCAUGCAAAGAAUCUAGAAUCCCUUGAGAAAGCCUAUCACCAGUCUUUGGCAGAACUGACCAGAUCACAUGAGAUGGAACAAACGACAUUGGAAGAGAGCUUUACAGAGAGACAAUCACUGUUUGAGGAACAGAUUGCAAAACUGAAUGAGGAAAAUGAUUCUUUGAAAGAAGAAAUUAAAGCAAAAGAGAUUGCAAAAGCACAAAUGCAGAGAGAUCAAAAAGUUGACCCUGUGGGUCUGUUUUUGGAGCAAGAAUUGGAAAGUUUGAAGGCGGUGCUCGAAAUAAAGAAUGAGAAAAUACACAAUCAAGAGAAAAGGCUGAUGCAGAUGGAAAAAUUGAUGGAAACGCAUAUUGCGUUGGAUGAAAAGCAUAAAAUUGUGCUACAAGAAAAUGAAGACUUAAAAGCUCGAAUGGACAAACAUAAAGCUGUGUCCAAGCAAUUGUCAACUGAGCAGGUGGUUCUCCAAGAGUCAUUGCAGAAAGAAUCAAAAGUCAACAAGCGCUUAUCUAUGCAAAAUGAAGAACUUUUAUGGAAACUGCAAAAUGGAGACGUUCUUAGCCCUCAGAAGUUAUCACCAAGUUCUUCUUUCUCCUUUCAAUCUUCUGGAAAUUCAGCACCCUCAUUUUUCAGCCCUGCACCCACACCAAGGUGACACAUCCAAACCUUUUACAUCAAAGGUUAUUGGGACAUUCAAGGGCUUUUGAUUUUUGACCGUGACAAACAAAAUUCUGUUCUAUUAUAUGGUGUAAGAUUAUGAAAAGCAUUUUUUAAUAUCUAUAAUUGAGUAUGAUCUGUAUAUAGAAUGUUGCACAGAGCACUUAAUAUAAACAGCAAGAAUCUUGCUUUUGCCUUUUUGCCUAUUAAAAUCAAACUCAGGGCAUGUAGAUUAUUUUUAGCAAAUCUGAGUGUUCCUCAUUUAUGUAGAACAUUUGUCUGGUAAAAUGGAGGAACUGCGAGAUAUCUAGAUGAAACUAGCUUGUAGAAGUCGGAAAUGCUUGUGCAGUAUCUAGUCCUUGAUCUCUGUUAGAAAUCAGACCGAUAGCUGUGUGUACAGAUUUAAAUUCACUUGGAAGUUAAUGGCCAGAAGAUAUUGUGGACACUUGCUGACUUUAUUUAUAAUGCAGAAAGAUGCUCUCAAUCUAUCUAAGCACUUAGCAAUAUUAAAGGAACAAUUAGUACACUAGCAAUGCAAGGAGAGCACUUAAAUUUUGAUUCCAAUAUGUGGCUGCAUAUUACUGAUUGCAAUAUGUGGCUGUAUAUUACUUUGCAUCCAUUCAGUUGUAAUGAAUUUUGAACUUUUCAGGACAGUAAGGACUUGUCUGUUCAACCAUCCUACAGGGAGUUAAAUCAUUCCACCUUGAACUUUGAGGUGUGUUCUUAAACAUGGUGUUAAAACAUCUUCCAUGGUUGUGAGCGCGACUAUAGUUCUGAACAACCCAGAAAACAAUUUUGGUCGCUAUAUAGCUAUUUUUAAUGAAUUUAAUCUUAAAUGGCCACGUCUCUAGAAACAAGUCUUACCUGGCAGACUGCAUAGGAAUGUUGGUUGUGUUUAUACUGUAAUAAAAGUAGAUCAAGUGUAGUAAAGUUGCGAAAUACCAAGUCAAUGGUUUGUCUUUUACACUUUAAAAUUCUCUUUGGAGAUGUGUAGCUUUGUGGAACUUGUCACCAUUGAGGAACUGCUCUCCAUUGAACAUGUUGCCGGAUGUAUCUUGGUGAUUACUUUGAUCUUUUCUCUGCAUUCCUUUCAAUGGCGUGAAUCUAGAACCCCAGGUAGAUCUGCAAGAACCAGCGGUAGCGCCUAGACAUUCUAGUUUUUGAGAUUUGUUAGAACUGUAUUGCUUAGAAGUUGAUACGAGUCUGUUUACUGUUUUUUGGUGGGUUGAACAUAAUUCAAAACUCUGAUCUGUUAAAUUUGGCAACCUUCAAGUGCAAAUUGAUGGGACGAUGAUUUUAAUUUGUGGUCAUUACACCUCAUUCUGUGUGAAUGCAACACAGAUAAACAGAACAUUUCCAGAAUCUUAGUGCAAGUCAACAAUUGUCAUCCUACAAUUAUUCUAAAUGUACUGAAGCUAUUUCUAUUCAUCGCAUAAUUUAUUCCUCUUGAAGCUACUGCCAUGAGCAGGUGAUUUCCAAAGAAAUCCAGAUUAAACCAUGACUAAGGUGGUCAAACAUUAUCUGUUGGCCUGGCCAAAAUGUUGAUGUUCUUUUGUUGCAUUAAGUGAGAGGAUACGUUCCUAUUGUAUCAAUAAGUAAUGAAACUAAAAACAUGCAGUUUUUCAACUUCCCAAUUGAAAAUUGGCAUUUGCUUUCAAAAUGUUAUUAAUUUUGUCUUGAUGCAUGCUGAUUUACAAUUCACUUUCCAAAUUAAUCUGGGCCACGGAAAAUCAUGAUUAGUGUUGAGUUUUAUCGGCAUCUACUGCAAAAAGCUCCAAAUUCUCAGGCAAAUCUUGGUUAUUUGUUACUGAUCUGUGUACUAUUCACUUUAUACACAGGAUUAAAAGGAGGAACAUCAAUCACUAAAUUCAUUUAAUCUAGAAAUUGAAAUGGAGGCCCAGACAAUUGGAUUUAUUGAUUGUUCUCAUUUCUAUGCAAUUUCAUUUCACUAACCAAUAAAUAUACUGACAUGGAUUUGCAAUAUUAAAGAUGUUAACUUUCUAAUCAAGGCAUUCAAAAAUUCAUAGUUUUUCAAGUAACGCACCCGAUGCCUUUAAUAAUUUUCCUCCAGUGUUGGUACUAUUAAGUUUGUUUGGUCAGUUGUAGAAAAAUAUAUAUAUUUUGGAAAGGAAAAAUAACAUCUUCCUAGCUUCAUUUUGAACUUUGAAUAAUCACCUCAAUCAACCCUUGAUGUAAACCAACUGAGAUUUCAAAGGUAUUUCUUGCAUUUGGUAUGCCAAUGAUUAUUUGUGCAUUUCAUUGAAGUUAGCAUUUUCACUACAGAUGCUUAUUUUUGAAACUCGUUUACACAUGUUGGAGCGGCCUGGAGUUUCUUGUUGCACAGCAACACUAGUUACUGGAUGAUAAACCUGCAUUAUUCGCUUCUCCAAGUUUAAAAAGAGAUGUUUCUUAAUCAGUGAUCCAAUUUGUGGUGUGUAAUUAGGAAACCUUCUCAUGCUGAUGCUUGUUAAAUGAUUUUGGGUACAUGCAAUAUUUUAACCAGUAAAUCCGUAGAAGCUUGUCUAUUUUGUUGCAGAAAAUAGCUAUCUUCAGUAUUUGUUAUGUUUUUGCAUAACAUUUUUGACAAAUGAUGUAAUGAGAUCGAAGAUGCAUUUAUAAUUUAUACUUACUACAAACUUGAUGUCCAAUGCAAAAGGGACAAUGAUUAGUUGAAAUGCUCUAAAUAAAUGUCCUAACAAAGCUUGUAAACAUUUUGAUUUCAUUUUACAUGUACUUUGUGCAUUGAUCACUUUUAAUCUUUUGCAUGGUAAAUGUAUCCGUUGCUUCCUUGUUAAAUAAAGUUAUUGCUGUUUUCUCUAAUCAAA
Messenger RNA from Leucoraja erinaceus (little skate), 7398 nucleotides. It is a transcript of the gene mtus1b, whose product is annotated as microtubule associated tumor suppressor 1b. The transcript has 15 exons. NCBI's taxonomy places the organism in Eukaryota, Metazoa, Chordata, Chondrichthyes, Rajiformes, Rajidae. The record is from RefSeq and is a predicted model, not a curated record. Gene Ontology annotation, cellular component: cytoplasm; nucleus. Bases 558 to 4571 code for a protein of 1337 amino acids. Gene Ontology annotation, molecular function: microtubule binding.